CUUGUAGCAGAUCACUCAAGCAUUUGUGUCACUAUGAUUAAAAGCUGACACAUGUGAACUGAAAAACGUAAACAAGGAAAUAGAAACCUAUCAAGAUGCCAUUGGACUCGUUGAAUGCCUCGGAACUGCAGGCUAUUGGAGCCCAACUGACAAAUGAUUCAAGCAAAUAUGAAAACAGGGCUGAUGUGGAGUACCAGUGGGCGGUUAAAGCUUACCAUCAUGCGGAGACCUACAGUAAUCUUAUAAGCUCUGUGGAUCCCAAAGUUUUGAAACUGACUCGACUGGAUGAUGAUAUCUACAAACAUUUCCGUGGAGAAUUUCCAGAUUUAAAUGUUAAGGAACUAGAUGUGGACUUUUUGAAAACUCCAGAGCAGAAAGAGAAAUGGCGGAAGUUUUGUAUGCAGUAUGACCAACAACAAGUUCAGGACUUCAAUCUGGGGACCCUGAUUAGAAUCAAUAGUCGUGAAGAAUUUUCCGAACAAAACUCCACACUGGUGGUGCGUAUUCAGUUUUUGGCAAUAGAGAUAGCAAGAAACCGAGAGGGACAUAAUGAUAACUUACAAAAGAAACAUGUGCCGUCAUGACGACAGUGUGUGUGUGAUGUGAAUCAUUAACAGUGCAAAUGGACAAUUGAUUUCAAAGGGAGAUAACUGAUCAGUUAUUAACUACUACUAUUACUAUUGACUCAAAGCUACACUGGGCUACAGUUGAUGACUAAGGUUUCUUUUCAUGAACGUUUUUUUCAUUAUGUUUGUAUUGUCUGAUUUUUCAACUGUUGUACAGUUGCAAUCUUCAGCCUAGUUAUUGUGAGUGAACUUCCCAGUUCACAUCCGACUAACCAAGGAAUGUCUAGGAGUCUGCUCACAUGUAUCUCUCCAGUGAUGUGAGAGCGGUUGUGAAACACUGCUUGAAGGCACAUGUGGGCUACUGUUUGUGUUGCUGUACAUUCUACAAGGUUAGGAUGACAUGUGCACCAGCUUGAGGAAAGUGUUUUUGUACUAUAUCAGCAACCCCACAAGUUCAAGAUUAAAGCAAAAACAACAGUUACGACCUAAAACCACUUAAACUCAAUUCCAUCUUUUACAUGUUCAUGUACUAGUACUCAUUUACGUAGUGUUCUGCAACAUUUCUAUUAUUUUGUCACAUGCGCCAAAGCAUAUGUAUACCUGUCUAAUAAAUUUGUGAAGAGUGAUUUACUCUACUGACAACA
This is a messenger RNA of Mya arenaria, 1210 nucleotides long. RefSeq names its product protein PBDC1-like. The transcript has 6 exons. Gene Ontology annotation, cellular component: cytoplasm. NCBI's taxonomy places the organism in Eukaryota, Metazoa, Mollusca, Bivalvia, Myida, Myidae. The coding region runs from base 96 to 584 and encodes 162 amino acids. The record is from RefSeq and is a predicted model, not a curated record.